AUGUAUUUGCAACAGCCGAAGAACAAUAUACGAAAUGAGCAUUCCAAGCCACUAACACCUCCAACACACACGACACAUGAGACUUUUCCGUGGAACACCCAAGACACCGACAACAAUGCUACACAUGGGCAUCGAGCUUCCACUUCAAAUGAUGCAGCCGAUCACACUGCACCUACCACAAAUAUCAACAAUACCGACCAAAGUAGGGACUCCAACCUAUCGGAUCAUAACCCGAACAACCGCUCUCUAUCAGACAGAUUGAGAGAUAUCCUCCAAGUCUCUAACAACAAUGAUGAAACGAUCUCCAACAUUAUCGAUCCGCGCCAAAAUAACCUACCAAAGCUCCCGCCAAUUAAAGUGACAAAAUUUUCCGGUUAUGAAAAAGAUUGGCAGGCUUUUAUUGAAUUAUUCAACAGUGUAUUUCACAACAACCCAUACUUGAGUGGGGUACAAAAAAUGCAGUACCUUUUCUCAUACCUCGAUGAGCAACCGAAACAACUGGUUUCUCAUUUAACUUUAACGAAUGACAAUUACGAGAGUGCAAUGGACAUCCUGAAGGAGCGUUAUGAAAAUCGUCGUCAGAUGGUCAGCACAUACGUCAACUACAUUGUGAAAUACAAAAAGCUAUCCGGAGGAUCUGCCGAAGAAAUAAUCAAAUUCCAUGAUUGCAUACAAGCAUGCCUGGCAGGCCUUAAAAAUCUCAAGUACAACGUAUCAGCGUGGGAUCCAAUAAUAGUAUCAAUUGCAAUGGACAAAUUUGAUACAGACACCAAUAAAGCAUUCGAGGAAAGUAUCCUGGAUGUUACUGAAGUCCCUACACUUAAGGAGCUUCUACGUUUCUUAUUAAAAAGAUACCGUAUUCUUCGCGCAUCUACCAAGGAGCAAAAAUCCGCAGCCAAGGAUUCCAAACAACGAUCGUUUCAUGUCACAUCAGACAACACACAAAGCUGUUCCAAAUGUAAAAAGGGACAUCCACUAACUAAAUGCGAAGAAUUCAAAAAACUCAAUCCCUUCGAACGAAAACAACACGCCAAGGAACAUAACAUAUGUUUCAACUGCCUGUCUCACAUCAAGGAUAGUGAGUGCAGGAGUACCAAAACAUGCUUCACAUGUCGACAGAAGCACCACACUCUCUUGCAUUUCGACAAGAAGACGCCAACCAAGAGCAAGAAUCUACAUGCUCAAAGUUCCUCUACCCAAGAUGCAUCAGUAGAGGAAGAAGACGAACCACUCGCUAUGUAUGCUGCUACCAGUUCAAUUAUUCUUCCAACGGCCGUAAUCAAGAUACAAGAUAAACAUGGACUGUGGCAGACAUUCAGAGCUUUGUUAGAUACUGGAUCGAGCGAUACAUUCAUUUCUGAGAAUGCCGCACAAAGCCUUAAACUACCCAGGCAAAAAGUUGCCACCAACAUUAAAGGGAUUGGAGAAAUGAGUGCAGGAACAUGUAAAAGCACUCUUGGAAUCACACUUGCUCCUAGAUUCCAAACAAACCAACGUUGGCACACUACAGCCCUUGUGAUGCCAAAAUUAUCAUCUUUUCUACCAACGAAACCACUCCACACUAGCUUCAACUUACACAAAACAGAAAAGUUGACUCUAGCAGAUCCAAAAUUCAACACACCCGGCAGGGUAGACAUCAUCCUUGGAGCCAACAUUUAUGCUCAAAUCAUUAAAAAGGAAAUCAAACGGGACAAGGACGGACUUGUUGCACAAAAUACUGAACUGGGUUGGAUUAUACUCGGAAGAUCCAAUCAAACUACCACCUCCAAAGACACUGUGAGUAUGAUCUCACUCGCAGAAAUUGACCAAAACUUACGAACUUUCUGGGAAAUGGACGUCGGGACCAAUGAAGUUCAAGAACAGGAGGAAGAAUGUGAAAAAUAUUACAAAGACACCCAUCUCAGACAAAAAGAUGGACGUUACCAGGUUCGUUUACCAUUCAAAAGCGAACUAACUCUAUCACUGGGGAAUUCCAGAAGGCAAGCUUUAGCCCGAUUCCUGUCAAUGGAAAAGAAGUUUGCUCAAAAUUCUGCCUUACAAACAGAAUAUGUUACAUUCAUGAACGAAUAUCAGGCUUUAGGCCAUAUGUCACACGUAAAAAACUACUCAGGACCAACAGAGAAUGUUUUUUAUCUUCCACACCAUGCGGUAUUCAAGACCGAGAGUACCACAACCAAAACCAGGGUCGUCUUUGACGCCUCUUGCCGAACAUCAUCAGGAGUUUCGCUUAAUAACAUGUUGCAUGCAGGUCCUAAAUUACAACAAGACCUUCCAGACAUAUUAACAAGAUGGAGAAAAUACUCCAUAGUCUACACUGCGGACAUUGAGAAAAUGUUCCGUCAAAUCCAAUUGCAUGAGGAGGACCGUGACUUCCAUCGCAUACUUUGGAGAGAAAACCCACGGGAGCCCAUUCGGGAGUACCAGCUAAACACAGUUACAUAUGGUACGGCUCCAGCCACAUUUCUCUCAGUGAGAACUUUACAACAGCUUGCCAAAGACGAAGGACAUCAGUAUCCAAAGGCAGCAAAGGUUCUCAUGGAAGAUUUUUACGUUGAUGAUAUGUUAACGGGUGCACACACAAUCGAAGAAGCUCGAAUGCUAUAUAAAGAAAUCCAAGACUUAAUGGCAUUGGGGAAAUUUAACUUGAGAAAAUGGACGAGUAAUUCUCGAGAACUCAUAGAAGAAAUACCUGAAGAUCUAAGAGAAAAAGGUAUCAUUAACCUGAAGGAAGACGAAACCAUCAAACCUUUAGGCGUACAUUGGAGCCCCGUUAAAGACCAAUUUCAAUUCACAAUAACUAUGCGAAGGAAUGAAGUGCUCACCAAGCGCGGUAUAGUCUCCGAGAUUGCAUCAAUAUUCGAUCCAACGGGCUGGCUAGCACCAGUCAUUCUUCAACCAAAAAUGAUCAUGCAAAUGAUAUGGAAGGAAAAUAUUGGUUGGGAUGACCAACCUUCCAAGGCAAUUAUCGACCUUUGGAAACGAUUCAAGAAAGAGAUACCUAUCAUUGAAGAACUCACAAUUCCAAGAUGGACUGGUUACACUCCAGAAGCCAAAGUGCAAAUACAUGGAUUUUCGGAUGCUUCCGAGAAAGCCUACGCCGCGUGCAUUUACAUCAGAGUAACAAAUGGUGAACAAACCAUUGUUCGCCUUCUCACAGCCAAAACACGUGUGGUUCCAUUAAAAGGAAAAAUCACACUCCCAAGACUAGAACUCUGUGGUGCCGUAUUACUCUCCCAAUUGAUGAAAAGAACUAUCCACACCCUCGACAUUCAAGUAGAUGCUAUUUAUGCUUGGUGUGAUAGCGAUAUUACAUUGGCAUGGAUAGGCAAAGAUCCAUCUACAUGGAAGACUUAUGUGGCAAAUAGAGUAAUGAAGAUUCAGAACAAUUUGCCAAAAGACUGCUGGAACCAUGUCUCAUCCGAAGAUAACCCAGCCGACAUCGCUUCUCGUGGAAUCAGAGCCACAGAUUUACGGAAGCAUCCCCUUUGGUGGGCGGGCCCAACCUGGCUACGCCAUCCCCAUCACACUUGGCCAAUAAAUAACAGAAACGAACAUAUUAUUGAGGUCGAGAAAGCUUUAUUAGAAGCUACCAACAGCUUAUUUUCGUUAUCCAUGUUCCACAGUGAAGAAGAUGUGGAAGAAGCCAUGACUUCUAUUGCGGAGCCACCUGACGAAAGAGACAUCUUUCUCAAUAGAUACUCAUCAUUCAAUAGAAUGAUCCGGGUCACAGCUUUCUGUUUACGAUUCAAACGGAACUUGCAAAGGAAAAUUGACAAUCGCAAAAACGGAGCAAUUAGCGAAGAACAAUCUAUUGGCAGACUGACAACCUCCGAAUUACAGGAUGCCAAAUUUCACAUUAUCAAGAUGAUCCAACAAGAAUACUUUGCAGAAGAAAUCAAUCUGCUCCAGAAACACAAGCCUCUACCAGCUAAAAGCCAGCUGAAAGAUCUUCACCCUUUCCUUGAAGACGAUAUACUGAGAGUUGGAGGACGGAUUCAAAAUUCAUUACUUCCCAAAGCAGCAAGAAACCCGAUAAUUCUUCCCAAAUGCCACACCACGGACAUUCUUAUCAUGGAGGUCCACAAGCAAAUGCUACAUGGAGGUGAACAACUCACCUUAAAUCGACUGAGAAUGGAAUACUGGAUUCUCAAGGGAAGAAACUACGUCAAGAAGAUUCUCAGAAGUUGCAUCACGUGCACCAGACAUGCUCAGAUCACAGCAAAUCAACUCAUGGGAAAUCUUCCUGAAACCAGAGUCACCCCAGCACCACCUUUCAGCAAAUGUGGGGUAGACUAUGCCGGCCCUAUCCUUACCAGAAGAAACAAGGGUCGAGGCAAUAUAAACGAAAAAUCUUAUAUUGCCAUCUUUGUCUGCUUAGCUACCAAAGCAAUUCAUAUUGAAGCCGUCUCCGAUUUAUCUACUGAAGCCUUCCUGGCUGCUUUACGCCGAUUUAUGGGGCGUAGAGGAAAACCAAGCUUAAUCCUAAGCGACAACGGAACCAACUUUGUUGGUGCCAAGCGAGUGCUUGACAAGGAAACAGCACGAGCUAUCCGAGACGCAUCAGAAAAUGCUGCAACACAAGUAACUCAACAGGGAAUUGAAUGGAAAUUCAUUCCACCAGGUGCCCCUCACUUUGGGGGUAUCUGGGAAGCAGCGGUGAAGCCUAUAAAAUACCAUCUCAUCAGAGUCGUUGGAGAGAAUAAACUUACCUUUGAAGAACUUACCACUGUACUCGCACAAGUGGAAGCAUGCGUCAACUCAAGACCAUUGUGUGCUCUAUCGAAUGAUCCAGAUGAUAUAGAUGCAUUAACUCCUGGGCAUUUUUUAAUUGGAAGACCCAUUGAGAGUCCACCUCAACCUGAGAUUACAGACGAGGCUCCAACAAAUAGAUGGAGACAAAUUACACGUCUUCAUCAACAAAUCUGGAAAAGAUGGUCACAUGAGUACUUAACAACUCUCCAACGUAGAACUAAAUGGCGUGAUGAGAAACACAAUCCCAGAGUCGGAGAACUUGUGAUCCUGCGAGAGGACAAUAAUCCACCUCUUAAAUGGCCUUUAGCAAGGAUUAUUGAACUCCAUCCAGGGAGUGACGGUUUAACUCGCGUUGCCUCAAUACGACUAAAAGGCAACAAAAUCAAGAAAGCACCAAUUCAUAAACUGAUUGAAUUACCCGUUCCUACAUCUGAAGGAAAUGAAGCUGAAGACCAUCAAACUACUACCCUUCCACACCUCCCUAUCACAAGGGGCGAGCCAACACAAAACAAAGUCACUAAUCACGACACUAAUUCUCAAACAGAAGAUGAUCAAUCAUCGAUGUCUCAAACGAAAGUUCCAGCCCGUCGCCCAGUUGAUGACAUUUUUAUUCGUAACAUAACCAUUCCAGAAGAUGACAACGAAGAAUGGACAACUGAAAAACCAAUACUCUUGGAAACAACUGCAAUCAUCAAACCAUCCGAAGACAUUUUUGGUAAAGCUUCUGCACCUGUUCCAACGGUAGUUGCCAUGGAAGUAGCUCCCGCUUCAAAACACCUACCAUAUACAAUCGGAGGAACACUUACAUGCAUCAUCAUUAUCAUCGUACUUUGGAAAACCAGAGCAUGGUGGAUGACCUUCUUCAACAAACUUUUGUGUACUGCAACAGACCAGUCACAAACUCAGUCACCAGAAGUAGUCCAAAGAACGCCUGAUCAGAACCCUCCUCUCGCUCAGAGAUUGCAGGACAUUCUGAGUCCGACUAGAUGUUCUCCGAAUGACACCAAUCAAGAAACACCUAUUGCAUCAAGACGGGAAAUUUAUGGAAUGGUACAACCCUCAACCAAACCAAACUCACGUCGAAGAACACAACCUCCAGCAGGCCCUAACAUCUUCAGGCCGCGGCCCCCA
Molecule: messenger RNA, 5883 nt
Organism: Phlebotomus papatasi
Lineage: Eukaryota; Metazoa; Arthropoda; Insecta; Diptera; Psychodidae
Exons: 3
Biological process (GO): DNA integration; proteolysis
Molecular function (GO): nucleic acid binding; aspartic-type endopeptidase activity
Source: RefSeq, a predicted model, not a curated record